Messenger RNA from Esox lucius (northern pike), 5986 nucleotides. RefSeq names its product complement 4B (Chido blood group) (gene c4b). NCBI's taxonomy places the organism in Eukaryota, Metazoa, Chordata, Actinopteri, Esociformes, Esocidae. Gene Ontology annotation, biological process: complement activation. The transcript is spliced from 41 exons. Gene Ontology annotation, cellular component: extracellular region. The record is from RefSeq and is a predicted model, not a curated record. Gene Ontology annotation, molecular function: protein binding; endopeptidase inhibitor activity. Bases 39 to 5216 code for a protein of 1725 amino acids.
UGAAUUAAACUGAAGACAGUGCCUGUGGACGGUGAACCAUGAGCCCACUCAUCUGUCUUUUAGUGGUCUUCCUUCAGGCUGCCGUAUCUGUUUGUCAACAGGAAAGGUUCCUUAUAUUAGCUCCCAGUGUGUUCCAUGUGGGAGUGAAAGAGCGUAUUUACAUCCAGGUCGGGAAAGCCCUUCUAAACAGUCAUAUUUCACUCCAUUUGGAGCAUGAGACAAGCACCACGAAGGUUUCUGAAGAGGUCUCCCUGAGUUUUACUGGGGAGGGGCAGGUCAAAACCGUAGAAUUACAGGUAGACUGGCAGAAGAUGUCAGAGCUACCUUCCUCUGGGGGUAGUCCUCCAUCUCUUUUGCUUGUGAGUAAGAUUCAAGGCGUCAAAGAAAGACACAUGGUGAGGGUCCUGGUCUCCAAACGCAGAGGAUAUAUCUUCAUUCAGACCGAUCAACCCAUCUACAAUCCCUCAAAUUUAGUGAGUUACAGGAUAUUUACACUCAAUCACGCGAUGAGACCCAAUGCUGAGACUGUCCAUAUCUCAAUUUUUAAUGCUGGGGGUAAUCAAGUAUGGAAGGGUCUUAAACGAGAUAAAAGUGGAAUAGUCACCAUUAAUUUCGAUAUCCCCGAUGUCUCAGAAUUGGGUGUGUGGAAGAUAGUGGCUCAUUAUCAAGGAGAUGAAAGGAAUGCUGUUACUCAACAAUUUGAAGUCAAGAAGUUUGUGCUGCCAAGCUUUGAAGUGACCAUCAAACCUGAGAAAGGCUACAUUCUUAUUAAUACUGAGCAGUUUACCUUCGACAUCUCAGCAUUGUACUCCCAUGGCAAAACUAUAAAAGGAGCCUUCCACUGCCGCUUUGGAGUGAAGGAGAAAACCAAGGCGCAGGGUGGUAAAGAAAAGACUGUUGUCUUCAUUAGAGGACUGGAGCAUACUGGAUUGAUUAGAGAUGGGAAAGGUUCAGUGGUUCUUCAGAUAUCCGAGCUUAUCAAGCAACUCCAAUCUCAGCUUAAGACCACCCUCUCAGACCUGGACGAGAGCCAAUCACAGCUUUUAAUGACAGUGUCCGUCACCGACAUCAACAGUGGUGAGCUACAAGAAGCGGAGGUGUAUCUUCCUGUUGUGUCCCAGCUUUACACGGUAGACCUGUCCCGCACACGCUCACACUAUAUCCCCGGAGUCCCUUUAAAGGUGGAGGUGGUGGUACAUCUCCCUGGCGGUUCCCCGGCCGUGGCGGUGCCAGUGACAAUGCAUUUGCCAAACCUCCAGGAUGACCCCAAAACUAAGGACACUGACAAGGAGGGAAUCGUGUGGCAGUAUUUCAACCUUCCCAAUAUUGAUAGCGACAUUACUGUAGAGGUUACAGUAGAUGGCCAUCGAUCCACAAAAGUUGUCAAACGAUCCUCAUUUCCUGGAAACGUCUAUCUAAGCACCACCGUGAACGAUGGAACUCUAAUGGUGGAUCAGUUACUAACUGUUACAUUUGCAGUCAUCAAUGCGGUUCCAGAAGAUGGGUUCAUAUACUACUUGGUUCUCAGCCGAGGACAGCUCAUAAGAGAGGGUUCUGUCAAGGCGGGGAAAUCAAUAAAGAUUCAGUUUCCAAUCACUCAUGCGAUGACACCCUCCUUCCGUCUGAUUGGCUACUACCACGGCCAGAAUGCUGACAUCAUUGCUGACUCAGUGUGGGUAGACGUCAAGGACGUUUGUGAGGGUAAGGUCGAGGUAAAGACAAAAAAAGACGAAUAUGCCCCUGGACAAACUGCAAAACUUGAUAUUGAUUUAAACGGACAGAAGGCCAAAGUAGCGUUGCUGGCUGUGGACAAGGCCAUGUACGCUCUCAACGCCCACAACAGGCUCACCCCCAAACAGGUCUUCUCCUCAAUGCAGUCCUAUGACCUUGGCUGCUCCUAUGGUGGAGGGUCAAACACAGCGUCUGUAUUCAAUGACGCUGGUCUGUCUUUUAUCUCCAGCUCUGCAGUAACGUCACAAAUGAGGAUUGGAUUCAACUGUGAGCAGGGCUUCAGGCGACAAAGACGUUCCCUAGACCUCCAGCAGCAGAUGAUGUCCAUAAAGCUGAGUUACUCAGAUGGGAAGCUGCAGGAAUGUUGUGGUCAUGGCUUCACCCUGAUCCCCAUGCGUCGGACCUGUGACGAGCGAGCCAAGAUAGUUGAACGAUCCAGCGAGAGCCCUGCCUGUGUGCAGGCUUUCCGGGAAUGCUGCAAACAGGGAGAGAAACUGAGAGAAAAGAAGAAACGUGACGACGCUCUGGCCGGGCACGGCAGAACUGGAAGUGAAGCAGACAUUGAAGACUUCUUUGACACAACCGAUCAGGACAUACGCCGAUAUUUCCCCCCAAGCUUUUUCUUCAAAGUGGUAGAUGUAGACGGCCAAAACAGUGUCAAUGUGAUGCUGCCGGAUUCUAUAACCACCUGGGAGAUGCAGGUUGUCAGCAUUUCUGCGUCGCAUGGCAUAUGUGUAGCAGAACCAUACCAGUUACGUGUGUUUAAGGAGGUUUUUGUCACCCUGAGGCUGCCGUACUCUGUGAAAAGAUUUGAACAGUUUUCUGUCAUACCUGUCGUCUACAACUAUGGGGACGAGCCUGCACAGAUUGCACUCCAGAUGGUGCAAAAUGAAAAGCUCUGUUCGCCUGGCUCAGGUUCCCUCAAAACCUAUGUCAACGUAACUGUGGAGCCCCACUCUUCCAAAGCCGUCACUUUCACAGCAGUACCCAUGGAGACGGGCUUCGUGCCCAUCAUCAUACGCCUUUAUGACAAGGAGAAUGAGGUUGGCAGCGACGCCAUUGAAAAGACUCUGAAUGUUAGAACGGAGGGAAUAGAGAAGAGAGUGGAGGAAAUACAUGUUGUGAACCUGAUUGGGGGACGUAGCAUGUCUUUAACAAUUGAUGGAAAGUUACCAGACAACACAGUUCCUGAAUCCAUCUCCAAUAUAUUUGUCAAGAUGGAAGGGGAAGGGUUUGGUCAAUCUACUGCCAAAACCCUGCUGUCUCCUCAUGGGGUUAAACACUUGCUACAGGCCCCUGAUGGAUGUGCAGAGCAGACUAUGAAGAGAAUGGCUCCCACUGCAUUGACCCUCCGCUACCUGGACCUUAGCCAGCGGUGGUAUGAGCUGCCCGCUGGCACCAGAGACACCGCCCUGGAUUCCACAGAACAAGGCUAUAUGAGAAUUCUGACGUUUAAAAAGGCAGAUGGAUCCUAUGGGGCAUGGAAAAGUCAUCCGACAAGUCAUUGGCUGACAGGCCUGGUCGUGAAAGUGAUGUCCCUGGUGGCCGAACGUCAGAGAGAAAGGUCUGGGCCAGCAGGGAGAGAGGGACUGGAUGUGGCCGAGAAUGAAAUCAGUCAUUCGGUUAGGUAUCUCCUGGAUAACCAGAACCAGGAUGGAUCUUUCACAGACCCGAACCCUGUAAUACACAGGGAAAUGCAGGGAGGCAUUGGUGGGGUUGAGGGAGACGUGUCCAUGACUGCCUUUAUAACUCUGGCUUUGAAUCGGUCCCUCCCCUUCUUGACAGAUGUAAAUGUGCUUGAGAGAACGAAAGCCACGAUCUCCAGAGCCACAAAGCACCUGCUGUCACGUUUUGAGGGGCUGAAGAGGCCUUACUCGGCGGCCAUUACAGCCUAUGCCCUGUCAGUCACUCUACCUGACCGGACAGAGGCCAUGUCUGCCUGGGAAAAACUCCAAAAGCUCGCAACCAAAGACAAAAACAACUGCAGCGGGUGGUAUGCUGACGCAGGCCUGGUUAAGAAAGAAAAGGCUUGGUGGGUACCAACAGUCGAGGCCAUAACAGUGGAGACCACGGCCUACGCUUUGCUAACUGCUGUGGCUCACAAGAAAACGGAGUGGGCAGACUCUGCAGCGUGCUGGCUGACUUCACAGGAGAACUAUGGAGGGGGCUUCAAAUCCACACAGGAUACUAUCGUGGCUUUGGAGGCGCUCUCUGAGUAUGCCCUGACCACGCCGCCCUCUACCACCACACAAGUCCGUGUAGACUUCACAAGUGAAGGGAGGUUUGGGGAAAUACUGCGUCAAGACAUGCAGUUGGACAACAAAGGAUACGCAGUAGAAAAAGAGCUGAAGACACUAAUUGGUAAAAAUGCUAUUGAUGUAAAUCUAACAGGACAGGGAAAGGCCAAGAUGAAGGUUACAAAGGUCUACCACGUACUGGAACCCUACGAUAACUGCGAUCUUCUGUCAAUCACAGUCAAAGUAGAGGGCAUUGUAAAGUAUACUGCUCGCCUUGUUGAAGACUACUAUGAGUUGGAAGACUACGCAGAUGAUGAGAGAAGCGAGGAGGAGGACAUCCCACGAUCAGCGAUCGAGUGGUUCGAUGCUCGAAGCAGACGCAGGAGAGAUACUCAGCCGAGCCUGGAACCCGAAAAUCUAGUUCAAUACGAAGUCUGUUUCAGAAUUAACAGGAACUUAACAGGAAUGGCCAUAGCUGAUAUCACACUGCUAAGUGGGUUUCAGGCACAGACUGAAGACUUGGAUAAACUGAAAGCGAUGCCUGAACAGUACAUCUCUCACUACGAGCUGUCACAUGACAAAGUGCUGAUGUACUUUAAUAAGAUUGAGCCAGAUGACUGUAUAGCUUUCCGAGCCAAACAGAGCGUGCCUGUAGGGUUGCUACAGCCUGCCCCUGCCUCCAUCUAUGACUACUAUGAACCAGACAGAAAGUGUACUAUUUUCUAUGCUGCACCGAAACAAAGCAAGAUGGUUUCAGCUCUAUGUGAUGCUGAUGUAUGCCAAUGUGCAGAGAGGCCCUGUCACAAACAGAGGAAUGCCUUUGGACCACAGAGGUUAAUGAAGGACCACCGCUUUGAGUUUGCUUGCUUUUUCCCCACUGUGGAUUAUGGUUUCACUGUCCAAGUUGGCAAUGUGUCUGUUAAGAGUAACUUUGCACUCUACAGUUCUACUGUGACAAGCAUACUCCGAGUCACGGGAGAUUUAAACCUGCAGGAGAAUAACGUGAGAGUGUUUGCCAGGAGGCUUCAGUGUAAAGGACAUCUAGAGGCUGGAAAAACAUACCUCAUCAUGGGCAAAGAUGGCUUAACUACUGACUCUAAUGGCCAGAUGCAGUACCUUUUGGAAUCAAAUACUUGGAUUGAACAAGUGCCAGAUGAGAAAAAGUGCCAAGCAAACAUAAACAAGAAAGCCUGCCGACAAUUUCAUGACUUUGUUACUGAGUAUAAGUUCAAUGGUUGCAGCCAGUGAUUGGCUCAUUGACUGAAUUUUUAUAUUCUACAUAAUCUACAAAACAAACCAGAAGUAAAUCCAUGUAGUCCAAUAUUUGUAACAUGGCUGUUAAUAUAGUCAAUACACCUUCAUAUUUCAAAAUGAGAACGUUAAAAUUAGAACAUUAAUCAUGUUGAAUUUCUGCAAUUGUAUUUAUUCUUUUUGUAUAAACAUGAAAACAAAUACAUGGUCAAGAAAUCUACAAAAAGAGGAUAUUAUUUCUAAAGCUGAUAUAGGCCUACUUUCAAGGUGCAGUGAAGUAUAGCAUUUACUGGGCCUUUAAUAUCUGGGCCUAUAACAGAUUUGGAUCAUGUCAGCUACUGAAAUAAGGCCAAUAUAUACAACUUGCAAGCAAAUAUAACUAAUCUGUAAUGAACAAAUUAUUGUUUAGAGAUUUUUCCUAGCAUUAUUUCACAAAAUAUUUUUGGGUUUUCCAACACUUUUGUCCCAUUUCCUACCCUAUCUGAAUGCAUUCCCUGUGUGUGAGUGAGAGUCUGAAGAAUGAUGUCCAUACACAACUCCUGGAUUAGCAUUAGGCAGACUCAAAAAUUGCGUUUGGACAAUCAGCUCCAAACUCCCCAGUCCCAGCAGAGUCAGAGACAAUGACAGAGAAACCUGGGUAAAGCACUUUUACUGUGAGAAAAAACCGCUUUGAAAACAAACAGUCAAACACAUUCCAUCAAUAAACCAUGAGACUGAAAUGACGUCAUGCAAGUAACUUUCAAAUCAUAAACCACAGAUAUGCCUAC